AAAUACAUAAUUUUACUCAUAUCUUACUGUAUAAUUACACUGUUACAAAACAUCGAACCAGCUGGCCUCUGCAAAUAUGACGCUUGAGCUUUUCUCAGAACUAGUGUUAUCUUUACUCUGAACAGUAAAGGAGAGUGGGAUAAGAUGUGUCGGUUGUUGUUGUUGUUAUACCACGGUAUAUUUAGAAAGAGUCCAUCAUGCAAGCCUACAGCCAGGCCUACAACAAUUUUUAAAGUCACAAAUUUUUGCCUGUCAAGUGUUUGAUGUAAUUUGCCAGAGAAUGUGUUAACAAAUCAAACAAGCACGUAUGACAGUCAACCAUAAAUUGAAAGAAAUUUCAGUUUUUCUAAUUGUUUCUCUGAGUGCAAACUCUUUAGUUUUAUAGUGUUGUAGGGAAAGAUAUUUUCCUGUAGGGGGCAGCAAUGUCACAGCCAUCGUGUCGUUCUGGCAAACGCAUGUAAAUAAGCACAUUUACUCCACUAUGUGCAUUUCAGAUCAAUUUUACGACACUUAAGUCGUUAUGUUUCAAAUUUGGUAUAUGCUAAGAUUAAAAUGUUGAUUUGAGGUUCCAACAAUGAUUUUGUGUCGUACUGUGAAGCCCCCUAGCGGCUGUUACCGUAAACGCACGUGCGCGUCCCCCUGACGCUGAAACACAACUCACUGACUGCACGCGACCGAGUCCGUUUCUCGUUCUCAACCGGUGCACGGCUCCUUUCGUGACUUAACCUCAUCGGCCGCCAAUGCGCGAACACCAUUAAUCACUUUUCUCAAGGAAAGCCCCCUCGAACCGGCUGUUUCCCGAUGUAUACGUAGCACUUCCGGGUUUCCCGAGGAUCAGCUGUGAUGAUUGAAUGAGCGAACGGAGAGGAGAGAGAGAGCGACUCCUGAAUGCCGUGCAGCCGAUAAUCGUCGCGGAAUAACAAGAGCUCAACAACAGACAGCGUGGCAGGAGGACUCCUGUAAUAGAUGAAGCUGCUCGGAGCUCUUAUUGUAAGCUGCUGCUAUGAGUGUGAAGAUCUGUGUGUGGUGACUCAUCCUGACGGAGUUGUUCUGGAUCUAUGAUUUAACGCAGCUGAGCACGCAUGAACCUCGGAGUCUCUAUCCGGACGGUGUUAUAUUGAGAGAGUGUCGCGCUUUUCUGUAAUCUGCGCGUCUGUCAAGCCUCGCCGGGGCUGGAGAGAGAGAGAGAGAGAGCCAGGCGGGUUUUCACGAUUUAAUGUGUAUUAAAGUGCUGCUGGCUGGACAAUGAAGAAGUUCUUCGACGGCCGACGGGAGAUGGUGAGCUCCGGGACCGCGUCUGGAGCCGCUGCGGGAGGCGGCGCGGGGUCCGGCGCGUUUAUCGGACGCGUUUUCUCCAUUGGACGAUAUCAGGUGACCGCGGAGGAGACUGUGGCGGAGGGUGGUUUUGCUAUCGUUUUUCUGGUGAGGACUCAUCAGGGCGUCCGUUGUGCACUGAAGAGAAUGUAUGUCAACAAUGAACAUGACCUUCAAGUAUGCAAGAGGGAAAUUCAGAUUAUGAGGGACCUUGUAGGUAACAAAACCAUUGUUGGUUUCCUGGACUCCAGCAUCACAGCUGUAGGAUCAGGAGAUGUUUGGGAAGUUCUCAUAUUGAUGGACUUCUGUCGAGGUGGCCAGGUUGUGAACCUGAUGAACCAGCGCUUGCAGACAGGAUUCAGCGAGACGGAGGUGCUGCAGAUCUUCUGUGACACAUGUGAAGCUGUCGCUCGACUACAUCAGUGCAAAACUCCCAUCAUCCACCGGGACCUCAAGGUGGAGAACAUCUUGCUGCACGACAGAGGACACUAUGUGUUGUGUGAUUUUGGCAGUGCCAUUAACCGCUCCCAGGAUCCACAAACAGAAGGUGUGGCGGCUGUAGAAGAAGAAAUCAAGAAGUGAGCUUUGGUUUGUUGGCGGGCCCCAGAAAUGGUGAAUCUAUAUGGGGGCAAAGUUAUCACUACUAAAGCUGAUAUAUGGGCUUUGGGCUGCUUGUUGUAUAAGUUGUGUUAUUUCACAUUGCCGUUUGGAGAGAGUCAGGUGGCCAUCUGUGACGGGAGCUUCACCAUCCCUGACAACUCUCGCUACUCACACGACAUGCACUGUCUCAUCCGUUACAUGCUGGAGCCAGACCCUGACAUAAGGCCAGAUAUCUACCAGGUGUCAUAUUUCGCCUUUAAACUGGCACGGAAAGAAUGCCCAGUACAGAAUAUCCACAAUUCACCCAUUCCAGCAAAACUCCCAGAGCCCAUCAGAGCCAGUGAAGCCGUGGCUAAGAAGAGUCAAAACAAAGCCAGGCUCACCGAUCCAAUCCCUACGACUGAGACAUCCAUAGCGCCACGGCAGCGUCCCAAGGCUGGCCAAGCUCAACCAAUCGCAGGCAUCCUGCCCAUCCAACCAGCCCUCACCCCACGCAAAAGAACCAAUGCACCUGCAGGACCCAGCCAGCCAAUCAGUAUUAACAUGGCUUCCCAGCCUGUUGCCCAAUCGCAGGUUCCUGUCACUCAGCAACAAGCCACACCCACUCCUAUGCAGGCCACUCCCUCUCCACCCCAGACCACACCCCAACAUGCACAGCUUUUUGUGCAGCAGCAAAAUACAUCCUUCUUUACUGCUCAGCAACAGCAGCAUCACUCAACGCAGACCUCCGUCUUACCUGCACAAGCGGUUGCAUCAUCCUCCACCCCUGUUUCUACACAGUCUAAACCUAAGAACAGGGCUCCCCCUCCACCCAUACACCACCCUCAAACCAGCCGCCUGACAACAUUAUCAGCGACUGCACUGACAAAAACCAAAGCGACGGCCCAAGCUCUGCCCGCAGAGUGUUCACAUAGUAAUAGUGUAGAUGCUGAUAUCACUGCGACCGUGUCUGCCCAACCUAAAACCAAAGCUAUGGCACCUCCGCCCCCUGCAUCACAUGCCUCCACCCUUCCUCCGCCUAAAACCGCCUCAGCACCUUCCGCUGACUCUGAAGUGGACCCAGAGCAGAGGUCUGUCAGCGGAAGUCGUGGGGUGCAUAAAGUCGGCUCCUUGACUCCACCCUCUUCUCCCAAGACCGCCCCAAAAGGAGGCCACAGACGAAUUCUGAGUGAUGUUACACAAAGCACCAUAUUUGGAGUUCCUGUGAGCAAGUCCACUCAACUGCUUCAAGCUGCUGCUGCAGAGGCCAGCCUUAACAAGUCUAAGUCAGCUAGCACCACUCCCUCUGGUUCUCCGUGUUCAUCACAGCAGAGUGUUUAUCAGUCAGGGGAGGCUUCGGGACCCUCGGCUGGAGCCACAGCAUCCUGGAACCCCUUUGGCGAUGAUAAUUUCUCUAAACUCACAGCAGAAGAGCUGCUCAACAAGGAUUUUGCCAAACUGGAUGCUAAGACAGCAGAGAGACCCUGUCCUGAAAAUCUGAUUUCUGGGUUGCAGUCUGCGUCUUCCAAUAAAGGCUUUCUCCAGGGAGGAGAGAAGUUGAUCGAGGGUUUGAAGUCUCCAGAGCCCUCUUCCUCCCUGAUCCUCCCUGACCUUCCCUUGAAUGACCCCUUCAGCCCUGCAGACUGUAGUCAUGCUGGGAUGGAUUCUCUGAUCCCUGGUCUGGAUCCUCUACAGACUGAUCCUGGGUCAGCUGCACUACCAGACUCUUUGGUUGGACAGGAUUCUCUUUUGGAUGGGCCGCUUCUCUCCCACCCCUCCACUGGGGGUCUAUUACUGGCCUCAUCCCCCUCAUCUCUCCCUGCACCAUCUAUGGACCAGUUUACCACUACUGCUUUGAGCAGUGGACAGUACCUCCAGGCCUCUGAUCCAGCUCACCUGCUCUCAGUCUUCCAGUCCUCUGAGACUGGGGACAAAAGCUUCGAUAACCAGUUUGACCCAAUUCCAGUGCUCAUCUCCAAUAGCUCCAGCCAAGAAGCCAGAGGCAAGAGUGAUGGAUAUGGAUCGCUUUUGGAGGGAGGUGACCUCGAGAACCCUGUGGAGGAGGGCUGUGUUCAUUCCAGUGAUGAAGACGAUGGAGAAAAAGAAGGGGGGAGGUCACAGGUGAGCGGCGAAGAAACGCCAAGUCUGGACUGCAGUGGCUCCAGACCGUUACUUCAAGACUCGGAUGACGAUGACGACCAAAGUCCAGCAUGUUCCAGAAACCUCCAGAUGUCUUCCCUGUCUGAGGAACCAGUUGAAAACCAGUCCUCUUUGGUUUCUCAGAACCACUCGCCAUCACAAGCCCAACAUUCAGGCUCCGAUCCAAGUGUUGACGUCUUCUCCAAAGCUCCGUUUCGAACCGGACAAGAUGUAGACACCGAUGGGGACGUGUUUGCCAAUGCGCCUUUUCCUCACCUUCCAGCUCAGCCUCGACAGCCUGACAUUUUCAUCCAGGCGCCCUUUGGCAGGAAGAAGGAAGCUUCUGGAAAGGUUUGCACCAAUCCGAGAUUUUUACAACCCCAUCCGGGCUCUUCCCUUGACCAGAGCAUCCUCGGCCAAGUGACCCCUCUGCCCUUUCGCCCCCAGGCACUUUCUAAGUAUUCCAGACACUACGAAGGACCUGUGAACACAGACCCUGAACACAGGCUGAGCGCUGUGACGUCUGAGGUGACCUCUGCUGACCCGUUUGUCUCAGCACCCUUCCACCUUAAAGGCCGUCAAGAUAAACGUUGAGAGAACGGCGUCUGUGAAAACACACCGCACUUACUUUUGCCCCCUAAAAGAUUCAAGCUUAAGAUAAUGAAAUGCUGUAUACUGAGUGUAAUUUAUUCAAGAAUGAAGCACAUUUAUGGCCUCUGGCUGUCUAUCUCUGGGUCAGCGUUUGAUUGUGUGACAUCUUUUGCUACCUCAGAUCAUUCUCAUGCUGUCGAGCUUCAUUUCUGUCCUGUGUAUGGACCAUGUCCACAGAAAACGGAUUCAGCGUGUUGGAUCAUUUUCUAUUAUGAGCAUGAGCUUCAAGAAUUAUUUCCACUAUUAUGAAAUGUUUGUAUUAUUCUCCCAUCCUUUUACUGAUGGUACUUCUCCUAUCACGGUAUACCAGGCAGUUUUGUAUAGCUCAGAUCUGACAGUCACACAUCUUGAAAAAUAAAUAAAUAAACCCGGACACAUUCUGUACAACUAUUGAUAAUAAACUAUAUGUAAUAAGUUUGAUUUUCUCACAAAAUUGUCAGCCAAAAUUCCACUGGGCUAAGAAAAUACCUUGACAUUUUAAAUUAAUUACCUUCAUGAAAAAAUGUCCAGGUCACAUUUCACCCCAAAUGUAAAAGAAAACAGGUUUUAAGCACUAUUAAGAUUUUUUUUAAUUUGUAACUUUUUUUUUCUUCAUGACAAUUUCCCUCCAAAUUCUUAUUACUAUGUUAUGGGAAAAAAAAAUACAGUAGUAUUUUUUUUUCCACCUUUUAUAUAUAUUUUUUUAUUCAGAUUAGCAUAAAUUUAGUACAAGAAUACUACUAUCAUGUAUACUUUACAAAUUUACAUUAUAUUUUUAAAUAAUAAACACUACAUUUUCAUUAAAAAUAGUGUUACAAUGAAAAAAAUCUUAAUGGAUGUAAAAAGAAUCAUUUUCAUUGAAGAUUUUUUUUUUUUUUUUUUUACUUCCUCUUUUGAUUUUAACGGUCAAAUCUGACCUGGACAGGUUAUGUCUGUCAGAUGUAUUAUGUGUGUAUGUAUUUGUUAUAUAAGCACAACUAAAUGUGGAAAGCAUCAAAUUGUCAAACGUUGCUUUAACCAAAAAAAAAAAAAAAAAAACGAAUGUAAAUUAUG
This is a messenger RNA of Cyprinus carpio (common carp), 5715 nucleotides long. Its product is annotated as AP2-associated protein kinase 1-like. Gene Ontology annotation, biological process: protein phosphorylation. Lineage: Eukaryota; Metazoa; Chordata; Actinopteri; Cypriniformes; Cyprinidae. The transcript is spliced from 20 exons. Gene Ontology annotation, molecular function: ATP binding; protein kinase activity. The record is from RefSeq and is a predicted model, not a curated record.